AUGCCAUGGCCUGCGAUGGUCAACAACGACGACGUGCAGCAACUAUCGACACCUUUUUUCCCAUUCAAGUGCCCAACCGCCCGUGACCGCAGAAAGAGCCCCAUCGCCUUCGGCUGCGAGCACGCAGGCGCCAUCAUCGCUCCUUCCAUGCCCUCGACCUCCACCAGGUGUUCCCCUGCCGAUCAAUUUAGGGUCUCAAAUCACCUGCGCCGCACUCGGCAAUACGCUUUUCGAAACGCACUCAUCAAGGCUCUCAAAGAGCACCCUAUUCCCAACGUCAAGCCUCCACAGUCCAGCACUCUGCAACGACUUGCCGAACACCUGCAUGAAAAGCACUGGACACGAUUCCCGAAUGCCAAGUCAAUUAAACAGAUUCGAUCGAUUGGGGCCGCUAAGCUCAAGCCGUUUCAUGAACAAACCUGGUUCGUCUUCGAACGCGUCAAUGAGGAGAUCCGGUAUGACCCGCCGAGUAAUGCAGCCUUGGCUACGCCUCGUCUGCGAACCGGCGCACGUAGACGCGCCAGUUCCCGCGCUCCUGCAAAUGGUGAGCCUGAGUCAUCAACGACAUCCCCUUCUGAACCCAUCACCGGCCCAGGGUCCUCCGCUAAUGUGGAGGACAGCGCUGAGACAUCAGAUCCACCAUUGCACCCUGAAGCAACAUCAGACAUCAUGCCCUCAUCACAACCGCAGCCGUCACCACAACAGCAACAACAGCAGCCACUCCAUGAUGGUGCUCAAGCUGAGCCCGAGCCUGGGGACGCUUCCCCCAUGCAGCUUCUGAUGGCCUUUCACGAGCACCAAGUGCAGACCAAUCGAACCCUUGACUUUGAGCUAUGCCACCAUGCCCGGUUACCAUGUGCGGGCAGCUAUCGCACCCCGCUGGCCUCCCUGUAUCUGCUGGAGGGCGCACAAAUACUCUACUGGAACCCCCUCGUGGCACCGACACCACUAAAUUGUCACGAAUGUGGUACCCAGCUAUCAGCCUUGCCAGCAUCGUGUCCUCGGAGUGCCAACUGGUCCAAGUUGUUCCCCAUCGAACACGAGGGCGCAGAGCCACGAUUUGCCUCCUUUCGCGUCGUUCGCUGCCCAAACGAUGAUUGUGCCCUGCGCUUGAAGAAGAAAGGGCAAAAGUCUGCCCAAUCCUUUCACUCCGGCCUGGAAGCCGUGCUCGAGGCCAUGCCUACCUCAUUGGCAUCCAUGUUUGAGCUCCACAUCGGCUCGCGCAACCCAAAGGCAUUCUAUAGCAUGCCAUUCUACACCCGCGUCUUUGAGUCGCUUUGUGGAAAUGUACUGUUGGAAAAGUUGUACCGGAAGCUGCCUGAGACGGCUUCCAAGCGCCCUCGCUUCAGGUGCGCGCGAGGCUCAAGUGGCAACGAAAGUCUUCAUCAACGCCUGGCCGCAGCCAUUCCCAUUGGCACACGUGAUCCAAGUGCAGCCGGGGCACUCGUCGCUGUCCUUUUUCGCAUCGCCUAUGAUGCUGGCAUCGAAGCAGGCCUGUACACGAAUGAGGGCCAUCACUACGUUGCUCUCAGCGCACGACGCAACGAAAUUUAUCGCAGGUUAUUCAAGGAUCAACCGGACCCAGCACGUCUCCCACCCUGGGAUGUCACCAUGCCCGUGCCCCUGGAGCUUUUCCACCCUAUGCAGCCAACUCUUGGAGCUACAACAGAUCAAGUCAAGGACGUAAAUUUGGGCAUAGAUCAACAGGAGUAUGAGGUGGCAAUGCAGCAAUUCCAGGACACUUGUUCCAGGAUUGCUGAUGCAAGAUUGCGACGCAAUGGCGAGUCGCCGCAGCAACCCAUGCCCGUGCCACGUUCGCCGGUCUCGCACGCGGAGGCAUGUCGUGCCAAUCGACAGCUGCACAUUCAAAAGACAACCAUCGCUCAGGUUGUCUCGGGUGUGGAUGGCACCACGGGGACAGCAGUAUCAGCAACACCAGUGGUCUCGGCACCGUCAACGACAGCCUCUUUGGUUCCAGCUGCCAAGAGCGCUGAAACGGCUUGUGGCCCGUCGAGCACCUCCGCAUCAGGUGGCUUGACAUCAGGCGCCGGGGUCGGCGCAUCACCUGGAGCUGAACUUGCAGCUGCGCAGCACUUGGCCCAACUUAUUGCCCAGCAAGCUGGCCAGUACAAUGCACACCUCCUGGCACAAUACAUGACCUGGGCUGCUCAACUCCAGUACACUGUGCAACUGGCGCAGUCGGCACAGCAGGCUCAGCAGCCACCGCAGACUCAGCAGCCACUGCAGGCUCAGCAGCCACCGCAGACUCAGCAGCCACCGCAGGCUCAGCAGUCACCGCAGGCUCAGCAGUCACCGCAGGCUCAGCAGUCACCGCAGGCUCAGCAGUCACCGCAGGCACAGCAAGUGCCAUCGCAACCGCCUGUGAACAGUGAGGGCAGGAGACCAGGCUUGCAACACGUAUGUGCGAUGCGUCACUGUUUGCUGAACCCGUGUGGCAAGAGAUUGGCUUUUCUGUGUGUGCUCACUUGCUGCUGGUCAUGGUGUGCCUCCUACAGCAUGGAAAACGAAAAUACAAUCUUUGCUCGGUUUGUUUUCGCCCUGCCAUCGGCCACCAACGGAAGUGGUGCCCCGUCAAGCAGCAGCCAAGGGGUAAGCCUGCUGCUGCCGCUGCUGCUGCUGCUGCUGCCACAUCUGCCACAUCUGCCGCAUCUGCCACAUCUGACGCAGUCGCCACCUCUCAGCUUCCUCAAAGCAAUCCGAACUUAUGAUCGAAUCUCUGAAAACAAUGUCAUGUCAAAACCACUUUUUGCUGAAUGA
Monosiga brevicollis MX1 is the source of this 2778-nucleotide messenger RNA. RefSeq lists its product as uncharacterized. Lineage: Eukaryota; Choanoflagellata; Craspedida; Salpingoecidae. Gene Ontology annotation, cellular component: ribosome; mitochondrial small ribosomal subunit. The transcript has 6 exons. The coding region runs from base 1 to 2778 and encodes 925 amino acids. The record is from RefSeq and is a predicted model, not a curated record. Gene Ontology annotation, molecular function: RNA binding; structural constituent of ribosome. Gene Ontology annotation, biological process: translation.